Molecule: messenger RNA, 4962 nt
Organism: Gopherus evgoodei (Goodes thornscrub tortoise)
Lineage: Eukaryota; Metazoa; Chordata; Testudines; Testudinidae
Gene: ZBTB34
Product: zinc finger and BTB domain containing 34
Exons: 2
Coding region: 136-1635 (499 amino acids)
Biological process (GO): regulation of transcription by RNA polymerase II
Molecular function (GO): RNA polymerase II cis-regulatory region sequence-specific DNA binding; DNA-binding transcription factor activity, RNA polymerase II-specific; protein binding
Source: RefSeq, a predicted model, not a curated record
CGGGAACCACUUCCGGUGCAAUUAGCUGUGGGAGCGGGCGGGAAGCGGCCGUGAGAGGGAGCGGGCCGGGCCGGGCUGGGCACCCGCCAUGUGAGAGACCCCGACACUCCCAGAUUACGUUCUACAUCAAUAGAAAUGGACAGCAGCAGUUUCAUUCAGUUUGAUGUUCCCGACUACAGCAACACUGUUCUGAGCCAAUUAAAUGAGCUUCGUCUGCAAGGGAAGCUAUGUGACAUAAUUGUGCAUAUUCAGGGUCAGCCAUUUAGAGCCCAUAAAGCUGUUCUAGCUGCCAGUUCUCCAUAUUUCCGUGAUCAUUCAGCAUUAAGCACCAUGAGUGGCUUAUCAAUAUCCGUUAUUAAAAACCCUAAUGUCUUUGAACAGUUACUUUCAUUUUGUUACACUGGAAGGAUGUCCUUGCAGCUGAAGGAUGUUGUUAGUUUUCUAACUGCAGCUAGCUUUCUACAGAUGCAGUGUGUCAUUGACAAGUGCACACAGAUAUUGGAGAGUAUCCAUUCAAAGAUCAGUGUUGGUGAUGUUGACUCUGUCACUGUUGGUGCCGAAGAAACUCAAGAAAGCCAUAAUGGGGUAAAAGAUAGCAGCUACUUUGCCAAUCCUGUCGAAAUAUCUCCUCCUUAUUGCUCUCAGGUGCCACAACCAACUGCGGGUAGUGAUCUAAGGAUGGAAACUACUACAGGGAAAAUUUUACGCAGUCGUCUGCACGAAGAAGGGCACUCAGAUCGAGGAAGCAGUGGAAGUGUCUCUGAAUAUGAAAUUCAGAUUGAAGGUGAUCCUGAGCAAGGGGACCUGAUAGUAAGGGAGAGCCAGAUUGCAGAGGUGAAGGUUAAAAUGGAAAAAUCUGACCGGCCAAGUUGUUCUGAUAGCUCCUCACUUGGUGAUGAUGGAUACCAUACUGAAAUGGUUGAUGGAGAGCAAGUGGUUGCAGUAAAUGUUGGCUCCUAUGGAUCUGUAUUACAACAUGUUUAUUCAUUUUCCCAUGCCUCAUCCCAGGCUACUAGCAUGUCUGAAACCUUUGGAAGCCUGAGCAAUUCAAGUCCUUCAAGGUCCAUGCUGAGUUGUUUCAGAGGAGGUCGUGCACGCCAAAAACGGGUAUCCUCUGGUCACUUACAUAGUGAUGUUCAGGGCUUAAUGCAAGGGGCUGAUGGUGAGACCACAGUGAGUAACCCAGGAUAUGAAAGCAGUCCACGGGAAAGAAAUGCGAGAGGUCAUUGGUAUCCAUACAAUGAGAGGUUAAUUUGUAUUUACUGUGGAAAGUCUUUCAACCAGAAAGGGAGCCUUGAUCGACACAUGCGAUUACACAUGGGAAUUACCCCUUUUGUGUGCAAGUUUUGUGGGAAGAAAUACACACGCAAGGACCAACUUGAGUAUCAUAUUCGUGGCCACACGGAUGAUAAACCUUUCCGCUGUGAGAUCUGUGGGAAAUGUUUUCCUUUCCAAGGGACGCUAAAUCAGCAUUUAAGAAAAAAUCACCCUGGGGUAGCAGAAGUAAGAAACAGGAUAGAAUCUCCAGAAAGAACAGAAGCAUUUCUUGAACAGAAAAUAGAUAAUGACGCUUCAGUCUCUGAAGCUAUGGAUUCUAGUAUGGAAAUUCACACAAUGUCUAACACACCUGAUUAAAAUACUAUGUUCUAAGUUCCACCCUAACAAAGCACAUUAAUCAAUGCAUUUUUAAAUUUGUUGCUUCGUUAAUAGUCUUCAGUACAGGUAUAUCAGCCUUUUAAUUUUCCUGACCUUUUGGAAAUCUGAUCAAAACAGUUUCUGAAAGAGGCUAUAUGAUUGUCCAUUGUUUCAAAGGAAGCUGGGUAUUUUUCACUCUUGAAGAUGCUUAAAGUAUUCUGGGUGUCCAGAGGUGGAAGUAGGCUAAAAUUGUUCUUUACUGGCUGAUCUGGCAAGACACAAAUUCCAUCAGGGAAGGAUAUUAAAAUAAGACAAGCAGCCCUGCUGGAUACACUAAGAGGGUAUAUUUUCUGUCAUUGUGCUUCCUAACUUCCAUUCCUAAUAAUGGGGGUUAUGCAGCACUAUGGGGAAAGAUUGUUUUCUCAUGAGUCCCCUCCAGGUGUCAAAGAAACGUCUUUAGUUUUUGAAAUAGCUAUUUUUUGGUAGCUUGCAAUUUUAUAUAUGUGUGUAUAUAUAUAACAAACUUAUCUAAAUAACAAACACUUUCACUUUUCCUAUUCUGGUUGGAGUGAAUGUAAGAGUAUGUCAAAGUUAAUAUAAUGUACAAGGCUUUCUACUCUUAAGUCUCAUCUCUACCUAGGAUUUAGGACUUUUCUGGGAUAUUUUUUCUUUUUUUAAGAAGAAAGUUACUUGGUAUUCAUUUUAUUAAAAUAUUACUUUGUGUCCAAAAGUGAGCAAAGUGAAUAACCUUGUUUAAGUAUCCUUGCUUUAUAGCAGAUAGGUAAACCAAAUGCCAUGAAUCUAUUAAUUAACUAUUAUUAUUAAACUAUUGAAUUGUUUGGGUUUUUGUUAGUUGUCUGGAGUACAGGCUGGACAACCUGUGGUGCUGACCUUUUUUAUAGAGCUUGUAUUGUUAUACUAGGAAACCCAAGAGUAGCAUUGUGAUUUUAAAUGUGUUUUUACUCACUUCAGAAUCUACCUUCAUUUCGUACUGUAGAAACAUACCAGGUAACUAAAUCUAACUUAAUUGUUCUAAAUGGUUAGCUAAUACUAGUCGGAAAGGGAUGUUGUAGUUUAAGCUACAGUACUUCCAAGCAGUAUUUUAUCUUUUCCCAGAGAGCUGUUUCAGGUGCAUAGUAACUUCCUACUUACAGUUCCAAGUGACCUCUCAGCACUUGGAAUUUGUUCUUUUUUCUUUUUUGUAAAAAUACUAUAUGGAAAUUGCAAGCAAUAUGUCUGUUGUUAUAUAUGUGAGUAUUACAGAGUCACUAUGGCUUCCCCAUUAUUUCAGUGGUUAAUGAGACCACUAAUAACAAAAACUUUAAAAAUACUCUAAAUUGUUUUGUAUUACCAAAUGUGUUUUUGUUAUUUGGUUCUUAUGUGGUGCUAUCUUUACCUUUAUCAACUUAGGUCAGUAUAGUAUAGUAAAUGUGAAACCUAAUGGUAACAGUGAAACAAAAGCAAAAUCUGUUCAAUGAGAUGAUAGGUUUGAAAGAGACUUCAAAAGCAUGACUGGCAAACAUUACUGUAUAAAAUUCUACUUGAUCGGCAGAAUUAAGGAAGUACAGUUCUGUUAAUCAUGUUUUAAAAAAUACAAAAGAAUGAAGCUUUAUGUACAUUUGGGCCUAUAUUUUUUAUUGAGAUUAAUUUCGCAAUGAUUGCUAAUGUUCUUAUGAUUAUGCUAUUAAACUUUUAAAAUGCUCAUUUUUAGAUUGCAGGAAAGCAAAAAAGGUAAGUUUGCUGGCUUGUAAUGCUUUUUGGGCUCCUAUAACUCAAAUAACUUUGUGUGGGAUUUUAAAAUAUUUUUCAGGCCCUUAGUCCACAAGUCCGAGGUGUGUUUGUGCAGUAACUUUUAAAAUACACUAUCUCUUAAUAUUGUGUCAUUACGCAAUAAGGAUUAAUGUUACUAAAUACAGACAUACACUAUAAACCCCAGCUGCUCUGUAGGAGCAGUUUUAGUUAAAUUGGGUACAUAAUCUGCCUUUUCCUCCUAAAACUGCCUAAAUAAGGGAUUUGUUCCUCCCUGAAGCAACAGAAGAACUCCUGUUUCCAUUAAUGGAAACAGUUGUGUGCAUCAAGGAGAGGCUAGAUCGCUACGUUUACCAUUUAAACAUGUGUUGGUGUUUCAGUUAAAUGCUUUUUUUCUUACAUAAAUGUUUUUUUGUAAAUGCAAACAAUUGUGUUUUGAUAAAAUUAAGUUUGAGACACAUAGAAAAACCAAGAAAUGUAGAGUUAAGCUUGACCCUUUAUCUUAAACUUGUAUUGUGGUGCCUUUGGGUUGGCUUAUUUCCAUAGUAGUGUGAGUUGAGGGGAGUAGGGAAAGGGCUGUUAACUUUGUAUUUCUUGACCUUUGUCAGUGUGUCACAGUCUAAGCAUUAUUUAAAUAUAGUUCUUUGUAUCUAUACAUUUAUUAAACUGGUUUGAUUUUACCAAAGAGUGACUUAUCCAAAAUUGUCUCUGACAAAAAUAUACAUCACUUUGAUUGUACAGGUUCAGGUUCAAAACAUUGUAAUGGGACUGUUAAGGGGCAGGAAAUCACUUUUUCUACAAUAUCAUGAUUCAACAGUUUGCAAGUUCCACUUGCUCCUAUUCAUUUUGGAAUAACAUUUACCCUUUCCACUGCUAGCAGUGUUAAGAAUAAUCAAGCCAUAACACAGUACUGUAAGGUCCAGCAGUGCUUCAAAGGAUGCAUACAUGUAGGCAAGCAUAGAGCAUCUUUGAAUAUUACAUUUAAACUUAUAAAGUGUGUGAAUCUAGUAGAAAAUGAACUUCAGAUCUGGCAGCAGCAAUUAAAUUGUGCCUUGUCACAUGAUGGUUUGCCAGGAUUAACAUUACCGUGAAACAUAAAACAUUAUCCACUUGAAGUUCAUUUCACAAAUUCACCAAGACAAAGUAUCUUGUGUAGUUAUUUUAAGCAGACUUUGAAAGUACUGUACAGUACCUAUUUCUGUACGGUUUUAAGUGAGUGCAGAACUUACACAUUUCAUUUACAAUAAAUGCACAAGUCAAAAAAAUAAAUGAUGUGAAGAAAUAUUUGGCAGUAAAAUACAUCAUGAAACCAUAUAAGGCUGGUUCAUAAUUGAGUCUCUUCUUGAUCUAUCUUUUGAAUUACGUAGACAAAUGUGAAAACAGUGACAGUGUCCUUUCCUCUAGAUGUUUAGCCUAUUAUUAUAAACUGUGAAAACAAAGAAUUUUAUACUUUUGCUAAUGAUUGUGGUUUGUUUCAAACAGUUAUUUUAGUUUUCCUAAUCAGUUAUCUUCCAUAUAAUUUCUAUUAAAGUUGUAAAUACAUUUAGAAAAUAGGUUUGUAAAUACCUUAGUGUCUCA